Messenger RNA from Somion occarium, 1556 nucleotides. The record is from the annotation of a GenBank genome assembly. Lineage: Eukaryota; Fungi; Basidiomycota; Agaricomycetes; Polyporales; Cerrenaceae.
UCGGUCUCCACCUCAAACUCAGCCAACGAUGAACAAACCCCGGACUUCCUCAGAAUGGUCUCAUCCAAAGCCAGCCGAACAACCCCAGCCGAAACCUGCUUCUCCCAAGCAGCCAUCCUUUGCUCCGGAGCAAGCUGCUGCAGUAGUAAAGAUCCAGAACUUCUACCGCAAACGCUUUCCGCGCUAUAAAGCACUCCAAACACUUUCGUCCCUCCAAACCCGUUUCGAAGAACUCAAAUCUCCAUUCAAACUUCCCUCGCGAUUUCAAAGGUGAUGACGACCCUGUUGUCACCGUCGAAACGUCUUCUCUCCCUCUCCCUCCAUUAUCUGCAUUGGAUGAAGACAUGCCUUGUAUUCCUCCACUCGCCUACACACCCACUAACGCGCCUUUGCAUCAUUACUAUGAAGAACUAAAUAGGCUGUUGACGGCGCUUGACGCAGUGGAGAGUCACGGCGAUAAGACAGUGAGGGAGCAGAGGAGAGAGUUGGCGAGGAAAGUCGAACGGGAGGCGGAGCGGAUUCAGCGAUGGAAGGUUGCGGUCUGGAAAGGUUGGGAGGCCAAGACAGGAGACACGCAGAAGGUGGCCGACCAAUCGGAUGAGACUCGACCUAUCUGUGAGUCCCAAGAUGACGUUACGUCCACGGAACCGCCUGAGCUUGCUCCUCUUGAAGAUUCGAUGGUCGUCGACUCGAUUGAUGAUAAGGCUAAACUUGAUUCAUACCGCGAGCUCGAGACGAUGGACGUGGAAACAUCACCCCCGCCUGCUGUGGAGACACCUUCUACAACCACGUCAGAAUCAAAACCAACAGCAGAAGUAAACGUAGGUCCUCCCGCAUUUGGUGAAGUUCCUGUUGUUGACGAGCACACGAAUCCGAUGGAGGCGGCGCCCGUACCACCUUCUACAGCGGAGACAUUCAACGUUUCCGUUGUGGAGGCAGGUUCAAAGACCUCUACUAAGUCGGUUGAAGUCGGGUCAACAAUGGACAUUGACGUCGCCUCCGCCUCUAAUGAACCGAGCCCGCUCGUGAUAACCACGGCCUCAGGAGACCACCCUCCGGAAUCCAUACAGACUGAAUCCACUCAGGAUUCAACUGCUGAUUCCUCAACGCUGGCUCAACCGGGCGAUUCCGGGUUUUCGGUGAAGGUCAUUUCACCAGAGGACUCAUCGUCUGAAAUCCCUGAAGCUCCCUCGCCGGUGGAUAGUGUACCCACUGCCAUUCACGAUGAUGAAGCUUCUCACAGCGACAGCGAGUCGAUCCUAUUCACGCCCGAGGAUCGCACGAUCGAGUUGCCCAAGGUCCCUGAUGGCGUGUCAGUAGGUAAGAUCGACCUGGCUGAGCUACGGCGGAAUGCACCAAGCCCGUUGAUUGAUCGAGAUUGGAGGAUGUUGAACGAAUUUGUUAUGUUUUGAUGCUGCUUGAGGACGAUUUCACUAGGUUGUGCGUUCACGAUGCAUAUUGUUAGUUGUUUCUGCUAGCUUGUUGUGUUUUGUUAGUUAACGUUCAUGUCAUCAUUCUCCCGUGUUUUGAGACAAAUACACGAAUUUGAUAAUUUC